Molecule: messenger RNA, 1114 nt
Organism: Andrographis paniculata
Lineage: Eukaryota; Viridiplantae; Streptophyta; Magnoliopsida; Lamiales; Acanthaceae
Product: histidine biosynthesis bifunctional protein hisIE, chloroplastic-like
Exons: 7
Coding region: 157-1026 (289 amino acids)
Biological process (GO): L-histidine biosynthetic process
Molecular function (GO): phosphoribosyl-AMP cyclohydrolase activity; phosphoribosyl-ATP diphosphatase activity
Source: RefSeq, a predicted model, not a curated record
CUUCACAUUCGCCGCCGCCCGCAAAAGAUUUCCUAUUUCUUCUUCUUCUUCUUGCCCAAUUUCCUUUAUUCCUUCUUCUUCUUCUUCUUUUCUCUUUAAUAUGUGACGACGAGUGCAAUCGUUGAUCUUGAAGUGAAUGAGCUAGCCAACGAACAUAUGACAACUCCGUAUAGUAAUUACUGGGCACCGUUUCGCAAACUUUCGUCAAAAUGUGGCAGUGUUAGCUCGCCUUUGAGAAUAGGCUGCCAUGUCUCUCCUAUACAAGCUUGCCUGAAGGACUCGGAUAUAAGUUUGCAUUUAGAGGCUAAGGCUAAUCCCCUCUUGGAUAGUAUCAAAUGGGACGACAAAGGCUUGGCGGUGGCAAUAGCUCAAAAUGUUGAUACGGGAGAUGUGUUAAUGCAAGGUUUCGUCAAUAGAGAGGCUCUUUUGAGAACCAUUUCCUUGAGAAAGGCAACAUUCUAUAGCAGGUCACGAUCAACUUUGUGGACCAAGGGAGAAACCUCAUCUAAUUUCAUCAAUAUCUGCGAUAUCUUUCUUGAUUGUGAUCGUGAUUCUAUCAUUUAUCUUGGGAAGCCAGAUGGCCCGACUUGUCACACUGGAGAGCAGACGUGCUACUACACCUCGGUCAACAAUGUCCUAAACAAGCCACAAGUCAGUAAAAGUAAACUUGCAUUGACGACUCUGUACUCACUAGAAUCUACAAUUUCGAAACGCAAAGAAGAAUUGAUGGAAAGCACAGAUGCGAAGCCAUCCUGGACGAAACGCUUAUUGCUUGAUGGCGAUUUACUGUGCUCAAAAAUUAGGGAAGAGGCAGAUGACCUGUGCCGGACACUAGAGGAGAAUGAAGACCAGUCAAGGACUGCCUCGGAGAUGGCCGAUGUGCUGUAUCAUGCCAUGGUUUUACUAGCUCGGAGAGGAGUUAAGGUUGAAGAUGCUAUUGAAAUUCUCAGACACAGAUUUUCACAAUCAGGCAUCGAAGAAAAGCACAGCCACUUUGGGCACACUGUCACGCUCAUGAGGCUGUGAGGAGGUUGAGGUGCUGUUGCUCAAGCCCAUGUUCCUAGUUUUGUGAAGGAGGAAGGUUCCGGUUACAAUGGUGACAAAGCCGCAGAGU